AGAAUACAAAUAGAAAGGGAGGAGCCUUGAGGCAGUCAGUGCUGGGUUAUAGAAGCAGCAGAGCACAAUGAUGUGCCAGCUCUGAUUAACACAGAACAGCCUGCACUGGAUUGGAAGCAAUCAUGUAUUCUUUGGUUUACAAUUGAAAAUAAGACUUAACAGCAAAAAUGUAUCACUUUAAGGAUAUGUCGGGCAGUUCUGGAAGGAGUACAGGGAAUCAUGGCUGCCGAGGCAGAGGAAGUGGUCAAGGACACCAAAGGCAUAAUCAAAGCAGUGGAAGCAGAGGUUUCUCUGGUACUCCUGCAGAUUUGCAAAGCACUGCUUCCCUGUCUGGGAAUCAUGGCUGCCGAGGCAGAGGAAGUGGUCAAGGACACCAAAGGCAUAAUCAAAGCAGUGGAAGCAGAGGUUUCUCUGGUAUUCCUGCAGAUUUGCAAAGCACUGCUUUCCUGUCUGAUGUUCUGAUGUGUCUUGAUAAAGGAACAAGUACAAAGGAAAAGAACCCCAGACCUGUUCAAUGUGGAUUUUACAGAGAAAGAGCCCGCUCUGAACAGAGAGCAGGGAAAGGGAUGAAACUGGAAGUACAUGGGCCUUCAGACAAACAGCAUAACAGAAAGCCAUCUGGGACACAGUCAUUAAAACCACAUACCCACUCAGUCAGAACAGGAACCAGUACAAUGGAAAAGAACCCCAAACCAGUGCAAACUGGAUCUCGUAAAGAAAGAGCCUACUCUGAGAACAGAGCAGGUAAAGGGAUGAAACUGGAGGUACACGGUCCUUCAGACAGACAGCAUAACAGAAAGCAAUCUGGGACACAGUCAUCAAACCAACAAAGCCACUCAGCCAGAACAGUGCCAGCUUAUCCUGGUGCUUACCAACCAAGAAAUAUUGCUUUUGCAACAAAGGCAAGAAGUAUGCAGAACCUGAUGGAACUAUCUGCUCAUGCUAAUACUACAAAAAAUGACUCUUGCUAUGAGCUUAAGCCAGAUGGGACCAACAAAGCAAAAGCAUCAUGUGCAGAGAAAAAACUAGACUAUCGUACGAUUUCAAGACUUUCUUUGCUGGAACCAUCAGAAGUUCUAAUGCAACUUGUGGCUCCAAAAAGUGGCCUUAAUGAAUUUCUUAAUGAGGGAAAUAUGUCUUUUUCUGCAGUGGAAGGUUUUCUAAAACUCUUAAAGACAGCCAUUCGAUGCACAUCAAGCCACCAGAAUUUAAUUCAUCUCCUAAAUCAAGUCCAUGGCUCAGUGUUUCUGAAGCAAAUACUUCCUUACCACAUUAUGGAAUUUUCAAGAACAGUCACACAACAGAAUAAAACAUUUUCAUUUAUUGAAAAUACUUUUAUUUUACUGAAUGAGCUAGUAAGUAUUUUUCCUUCUAGCUCCUUCACAGAAGUAACCAUAGUGAAUACCCUUUUGGAAAGUGUACUUAAUGGCUUGCAAAAAAGUGGAGAGGCUGUUCCAGCAGAUGUGCAGCAUAAAAUGGAGUCUCUUCAAACUUUGCUUCAGCACUUACAAGUGAAAAAGCAGGAUGGAACACUGAGGUCUGAUAACUCAAUUUAUAUUGUGGGAAAUAGGGAAGAUAUUUCUGAUGAUUUCAGGAGUCUAUCCAUCUAUCCAACCUACAAAGACAUUUAUUUGGAUGAAAAAAUCUACAUGCCUCAAAAUAUUGUUGAUGGAUCGUAUCGUGAUGCAAAAUCCUAUCUAGACACCCAUUUUCGCCUACUGCGAGAAGAUUUUAUUCGCCCCUUAAGAGAUGGAAUUUCACAGCUUGUCAGUGUUCACAGUAAGGAGAUAGCUGUGACAAAGUUUAAUGACAUUCGCAUCUACUUUAAUGCACAGAUUUUGUCACCAGUCUGCACUCGAGUUGGGAUUGUUCAUGAGGUCAAAUUUGAUAUAAGCAAAUUGAGUAAUGUGCACUGGGAAAGCUCACGACGUCUGCUCUUUGGAGCUCUAGUCUGUCUUUCCAAAGACAACUUCAGGAACAUGUUUUUUGCUACAGUGGCUGACAGAAGUGUCAGUGAUCUCCAAAAGGGAGUCAUAACCUUAAUGUUUUGUGAAGAAAGUCGUCAGGCAUUGGAAAGUUACACUGUUAGUGACACUUUUCUAAUGGUUGAAGCUACAGCAUACUUUGAAGCAUAUCGGCAUGUUUUAGAGGGGCUGAAAGAAAUGGUGGAUACUGAGAUUCCAUUUCAGAAAUACAUUGUUCAUUGUAACACAGCAAUUCAUGCACCUCUGUAUUUGGCACAAAACAGGACUGGUUAUAGCCUGGAAUGUUUGAAAAAUCCCAAUUCCACACAAAAACAAGGCUUUGUUAAUAUGUACAGCCCCAUGUAUAGUAACCAAUUUGAUGUUCUUAAUUUUAAUACAUGGCCAAGAAAAGAGGAACUGGGACUUGAUGAAUCUCAGUUUGAAGCUAUUAAGAUGUCUUUAACAAGGGAACUAUCUAUUGUGCAGGGUCCUCCUGGAACAGGUAAAACAUACGUUGGCCUGAAAAUUGUACAUACUCUUUUGGCAAAUUCAGAUCUCUGGAAAACUGGGAAAAAUCCAAUUUUGAUUGUAUGCUUUACCAACCACGCCCUUGACCAGUUUCUUGAAGGAAUUCUAAAAUAUAAGGCUUGUAACAUAGUAAGAGUGGGAUCAAGAAGCAGCAGUGAGAUUUUGCAAAACUGUUCCCUCUCCAAAAUUCGUAGCAAAAAAAGCAAUGCAAAUCUGCCAGGGUAUAUGAGAGCCAUGCAUGCAGAGCUCUCAAAUGAAAGGAGAAAUGUUCAGAAAAUAUUGAUGGAAAAGGCAUGUCUUCUGCUGAGUGCCACCAAAGGAGUUCUGCAUGAAAACACUUUGGAAAAUUACAUACCUUGUCAUCAUUUCUCCAGUCUUAUGUCACAAAAGGCAUGUAUUGCAGAUCCCCUAUCAUCAUCACCACGGACAUCCAGUGUCAUUGUAGAAUGGUUGGGAAUAUCUUUAGUUCAUCGAGAUGUAAAGCAAACAAUAGAAGAUUUAGUAAACUGGGAAAGAGAAGCUCUUAUGGAUGAAAGCGACAGUGUAAAUACCAGAGCUUAUCAAGAAGAUGAUGACAAAGAUUUUAUUAAAAUUAAUGAAGAGGCAGAACUUGCAGAAGCUGAACGUAUGAUUGAUGAAGAGGAUGAUAUCAAACAGCAGCUCAUUAUAGCACGGAAGAGAGCUGCUCAAGUCAAAAAUGAGAUUCUUGCAUUUGACCCAGAAGAACAGGACAGUGAUGAUCAAUGCACAGAUCAGGAAGAAUGGGAGAUACCCAGUGAUAUGAAAAAGAAACUGAAAAAGUUGAUGAAGUAUGAGCUGGAAAAGACAGACCAUAUGGAUGAGAGAGCUUGCAAUGAAAUUCAGAAUCUUUGGCUUGUUCCACUUCGCAAACGAUGGGAAAUAUAUAGGUGGUGGCGAUCAAAGUAUCUCACUGAUAUUCGAAACCAGAUUUUCACGCAUGAAAAUAUGUACCAGAUAGUUAUUAACAGAAUGGGAGAGCUAAGAACUCAUGAGGAUCUUUUAACGUUGGGGGAUGCAGAUAUUAUUGGCAUGACUACAACAGGUGCAGCUAAAUACAGAAGACUUCUCCAGAGCAUUCAGCCUAAAAUUGUUGUAGUCGAAGAAGCGGCAGAAGUGCUAGAAGCACACAUCCUUACCUCUAUAAGUUCAGGCUGUCAGCAUCUUAUUUUAAUUGGUGAUCACCAACAGCUCCGCCCCAGCACAACUGUUUAUGAUUUGGCAAUAACUUUUAAUCUGGAUGUAUCCAUGUUUGAGAGACUAGUCAGGAUGAAUGUCCCAUACGUUCGGUUAAAUUACCAACAUCGCAUGAGGCCAGAAAUUGCCACACUUUUAACACCAAACAUUUAUGAUAAGUUGGAGAAUCAUGAAUCUGUUAAACAUUUUGAAAAUAUCAAGGGUGUUGGUUCAAGUUUGUUUUUUAUUGACCACAAUCACCAGGAAGAUCAUAUCAAAGAAGGAAAAAGCUACCAGAACUCUCAUGAAGCAGUUUUUGUGAAAUGUUUGUGUUCAUAUUUACUAAAUCAGGGCUAUAACCCAUCUCAAAUCACAAUUCUUACAACCUAUUCUGGACAGCUUCAUUGUUUACAAAAACUGAUGCCAAAGUCAAAAUUCCAAGGUGUUCGUGUAUGUGUAGUUGACAAGUAUCAGGGGGAGGAAAAUGACAUUAUAAUACUCUCAUUAGUGAGAAGCAAUGAAAGAGGAAAUGUUGGUUUCCUUAAAAUACCAAACAGAGUCUGUGUUGCCUUGUCCAGAGCCAAGAAAGGAUUGUUUUGUGUAGGAAAUAUGCAGCUCCUUUCCAGUGUUCCUCUAUGGAGUAAAAUUAAUGAUGUCUUAAAAGCCAAUAGACAGCUAGGUAGCCAGCUUCCACUUUACUGCCAAAACCAUCCAGAAAAGGUAACCUAUGUCUCUAAAGCAGAAGACUUUACAGCUGUACCAGAAGGUGGUUGCAUGUAUCCUUGUGAUUUUCGUCUACCCUGCGGACAUGUAUGCACACUAAAUUGUCACCCAUAUGAUUCAGAACAUAAAGACUAUGUCUGUAAUAAGCCUUGCCAUAAAGUUAUAUGUGAAAAUGGGCAUACGUGCAAAAAUAAGUGUAGUGAACCCUGUGGAAAAUGUAAACAACCAGUGCCAAAGCAGAUUGAGAAAUGUGGGCACAUUCAAGACAUACCAUGUUCACAGUCUGCUGAUACUUUUGUUUGUAAAGUCCACUGUGCUCAAUUUCUGCAAUGUGGUCAUAAAUGUGUUCGAUGGUGUGGUCAGACCUGUACAAUCAACUGUCCUGAAAAGGUAAUUGUUACACUGGAAUGUGGCCAUACAAUGAAAACCCUAUGCCACUUAAAGUCUAAAGCAGAAAAAGAUGGGACUAAGAUACGAUGUAGUGUCAGAUGUGAAGAAAAGCUGUCAUGUGGGCACCUGUGCCCAGGUAGCUGCAGCAGUUGUUUGGAACAAGGUUUUCACCACUCCUGCAACAAUUCUUGUGACAUUAUUCUGUUGUGUUCACACCGCUGUGAAGAAAAGUGUGCAGCUGGCUGCUUCUGCAUUCGUGCUUGUGAAAAGAAAUGUUUCCAUGGGAAAUGCACCUCUAAGUGCAGUGAUCCAUGUACUCCUUGCACAAUGCUAUGUGGGUGGUGUUGUGCUCACGAAAAGUGCACAAAGCUUUGCUGGGAGCCUUGUGAUAGGGAACCAUGCAAUGAACCCUGCAAUAAAUCACUGAAAUGUAAGCACCCAUGUAUUGGCCUAUGUGGGGAGCCAUGCCCGCAAAAAUGCAGAAUAUGUGAUGCUGAAGAGGUUACAGAAUUAUUCUUUGGCAAAGAAGAUGAUCCAGAUGCCCGCUUUGUCAAACUGAUGGACUGCCCUCAUUUUUUUGAAGUGACAAAAUUCUCUGAGUGGAUGAAUCUCACGGAACAAGACCAAGAAAUCAAGUUGAAAUCUUGUCCCAAAUGCUCAAGAACAAUCAGGCAAAGUUUGAGGUUUGGUAACUUAAUUAAACAAACUUUAUCUGAUAUUGAAACAGUGAAGGAAAAAAUAGCUAGCAAAUGGCUUAAUCAUUUAGAAAUGUUCCUUAGUGAAAAAGAAGAUAUGUUAAAGCACUUUCCAGCGGCUAGCCAGGUCAUGCAACAAAUGCAAGAAGGACAAAUUUCCCUUCAUUCACUAAUGCAGUUAAAUGAGAAAAUCCAAUUGUGGCUGAAGCUUGGUGCAAUAAAAAACAAACUAGAUGAGGUGCCUUCACUGCAGUCUGUUGUAGAUGGGUCCAUUGCUUCUAUUUCCAAAAAAAUCAUGAAUUCUACCAAAAAAUAUGAAAUAUUUCAAAAUGAAUAUGAGUUAUACAGAUUGGCUCUUCAUGUAGAGUCAUUUUUAGUAAACAGCAAUGUACCAGAUGAUUGCAUUAAAAAUAUUCAAGAUCUCUAUAAACAAAUGAGCAAAGAAUAUGCCUUAUCUCUGGAUGUUGUAAAGGCUCAGGUAAAGCAAAUUCCAGUACAGCUACAACUAAUCAGCCAAAUAGAGGCCCAAAAAUCUGCUCUUGACACAGAACUUUUGAGACUAGGGAAAUGGUACAAAUGCUCUGCUGGACACAUUUAUACAAACAUCAAACCUAAAAUGAGUAAAAUGAUCUGUCCACAAUGUGAUAGCAAUAAUUGCAGUGCCUAUGAUUAUUAUGACAGUGAUAAUAGUGAUGAUUAGGUAACAUGCAGCACUACCUUAUGGAAGUUGCUUUUAUUAAAAAUUAGUACAUUUGCAAAGGAUAGAGUAUUUGAAGUGUGAAAAAAUAGGCUGUUAAAGAAUUAAAUAUAUAUUUGGGACAGAUUUAUCAGUGUGAAGAGCUCACCCACUUUCUAUUCAUUCCUAUGGGAUUUUUAGAAGCUUAUUUAUCAAUGGCUGAAAGUUACAGUUCACCAUUUGAUACAUAUGCUUUUAAAAAAUUCCACAGGAAUAAAUAGUGGUGCAAUUUUACUGUGGUGUGCUUAUUCCACACUGCAAAUCUGCUCCUUAGAGAAGAUGGAUUUUAGUAGCAGAGUAUAGUUAAACCCCAGUGUAAGAACUAGAUUCAACAACAUAAGAUUUAUGUGAUAUAAUUUAAGAGAGACUUUCAGUUUUCAGGGGCAUAGUUCCUGUUUAACUUGCUCUAUAAAAAAGGGACCAUCCUUUGCUGCCAAUGAAGCUGUUAAACUCAACAAAAGAUGCACCAUAUAGAGAAAUGCUACUCUAACACAAGUAAAUGAUCUAUAUACCAAGUAGUUCUGGCUGAAGGUAAAACAAAUUACUUUAUUUUGUCAGUAAUGUUGUAUAAUUUUAUGUCUAUGAAGAUUUUCAUUCAUCCAGGUCAUGGUAUAUCUAGUAUAAAUAAAUUUGAAGCAACUGGACUUGUUUAGUCCAGUUGCUUCAAAUUUAUUUAUACUAGAUAUGUAUAAUUUUAUGUUCUGUAUUCCUGCCCACUAUCUCUCCAUACACCAUUUCUCUAAUUCUAUUAUAUGUAUCUAAACAACUGUAAAAAUGAAUAAAACACAACAUUUAUAAUCAAGAAAUUCUGAAUGUAGUUUUCUAAGGAUUCCUUGCACAAGUGGCUUAUCUGCAUAUGGAUCUACGCUGAUGUAGUUGGCUUAUCCCAUUUCCUUGAUUCAUAUGAUACUAAUGACUGUAUGUAGAGUUGCAUGUUAUUACAAUCUGCCUGUAAAAGAACUCUGCCUAUUGUGAUUACUAUCUUUAAAUAUAUUUAAAUAUAAAGUAUACUAAGUCACAGUUGGUCAUGGUGAAAUCUAAAUCCUCUUUUUACUGAAUAAUUUUUUCUGCCUCUUAUAUGUAUAUUCUUCAUUGUCUGUGAAGGUAUUCCAGUGCAAUAUAUUCUUUGACAUAACUAAUGAAGCAGAGUGAUAAGUAAUAGUAUAACAGAUAAAUAAGCAACAGUGCAGCACUGCAGAUUGAAAUCAGUGUAAUAUUACCAUAAUCAUAUCAGAAAUAAAAACCUUCCACAAUUGUAUUUUUUUUUACAUUCCAAACUCACUAGUUGUCUUAUGUCUAUCACCAUGUUAUCUUAGCCCUUAGACCAUAAGUGUUUACUUAUUGUAAAUAAAUAUGUAUGUACUGUUAAUAACAACGUAAUGUACUGUUCAAAUAAGCACUUUAAGAUGAAUGUGCAAAAUUAUAUUGUUCGUGGUUUUAUUUUCUUUUAUUAAAAUAAAACCUCCAGCUUUGCUGUAUUCACA
Molecule: messenger RNA, 7714 nt
Organism: Xenopus tropicalis (tropical clawed frog)
Lineage: Eukaryota; Metazoa; Chordata; Amphibia; Anura; Pipidae
Gene: znfx1.2
Product: zinc finger, NFX1-type containing 1, gene 2
Exons: 19
Coding region: 168-6194 (2008 amino acids)
Molecular function (GO): helicase activity
Source: RefSeq, a predicted model, not a curated record